UUGGCCAGCCUGUUCUCAAACUCCUGACCUCAAGUGAUCCACCUGCCUCAGUCUUUCAAAGUGCUGGGAUUACAGGUGUGAGCCACUACACCCAACCUACAUUCUUAUUUAAUGUAUUUUAAGUCACUCUGCUCAAACAAACAGUAAGAUUUGGAAUCUGAUCUACGGUUCUUAUUUUGGGACAUCAAGGAAAAUUUUCAGCCCAGUGAACUAAACACAAAUCGGCAGGUAAUGUGGUAUAGAACAGUGGCUUUCAAACUGGCUUCAUGAUAAGAAAUUUAUGUUAAAUGAUAACCCAGUGCAUGCACGUGCACACACAGACACGCAGACACAUGCGUGUGCGCGCGCACACACACCCCUACAUCACUGAAACAAAGUAUCGUAAAGCAGUGCUGCACUAGAGGAAAAUGCACAUGAAAGUGACUUAUUAGGAAAUAUUCCCAGGAAAAGAGAAGUGAGGAAGCAGGAGUAGGAAGAGGCCAUGUAAGGGUACAACCGAGCCAAGUCCCAUGGUAGGCAAUUUCGAUUCAUUCCUGCAGAGGGCUUGGGGAACAUCGCAUGUCACACCUCAGAGUCAUUUCAGUAAGAGGGCAAAAGAGCUGGAGUAUGUCUGUCCCCACCCUCAUCAAUCAUUGGCUAAGGGCUGUGACAGGAGGGAAGGGACAUAAAUCCCCAGGCACUUCUAGCUCUCUUGUAUCUUCCAACAGCAUGCUGGUUUUGUGAAAGAAUGCACGCUGGAAUUCAGCUGGUCUACACAGAGAACGCAGAGGGAUCCCAGGUGACAUCAGUAUGUUAAAAGAAUUUCAACAAAGAAACAGCCCUGCUGUUCCAACACGAGUGAGACGGAGAAAGAAAAGAAACAACAAUAGCCCUGAGACAGGCACUUCUGAUGGUUGCCAGUCACCAUGCCAUUCAGCAGCAGGUGGUCCCAAGGAGGGCCCUGCACCAUGUGCCACCAUGAAAGAUCCAGAGGUGCCUCAGAGCGCACAGCAACUACAAAUAGCCCUGGACUCGAGCUCCGUCACAACCAGCGAACUGAAUAACACCAUUGACUUAUUGCCCUCGAGCCGCUGUGGAGCAGUCCUUGAGCAGCAUUUACAGCAGUUUCUACAGGAGCGGGAACUGCUAAAAGCACAGGUGGCAGAGGUGACGGAGUCUCUUAAGAAAGCUCAGCUAGAAAGAGACGCCUACGCUCAAGAGCUCAAAACAGAGAGGGCGCAGUGGCAGCAGGAAUUGCUGAAAAUGGCAGGAGAAAUUGAAAUAUUCAAAAUGGAGAAAAGACAGGACGCAAUUAAAAUUGAGAAGCUGAAGGGGAGCCUUGCCCACCUACAAAACCAUCUGGCUGAACCCCCAAUCCUGAAGCACCCAGCAGGGCACUCUGACUUGGAGAAGAACCUAAAAACUGAAACCAAGUACCUGAGAGAUGAGCUGCGGGAACAGGAGAGACUGCAGGAGGCGAAAAUGCGGCUCCGGGAGCAGGAGAAGAACGAGAACAGGAGCGCACUACAUUUGGAGCAGGAAGGAAAGGAGCUGCAGGAGAAGCUUGGCGAACAGGAGACGGUGCCACUUCUGAACGCUGCUGGAGCCGGUGCCCAGGAGGAGCAGGCACGGCUCUGUGAGCAGCUCCAGAAACAACAGAUGUGCUGCCAGCACCAGGCACACCCAGUGGCCUCAGCCCUGAGGGAGCCAGAGGCAGCGGCCACAGCCACAGGGACUGGGAGCGACCGUGGGUGUGGGGAGACCCAGCGGGCCCUGCAGGGCGCCAUCGACAAGCUGCAGAAUGGCUUCAUGGCCGUCGUGAAGGAAAAUGCGGACCUGAAGGAGCGGGUGGAAAAACUAGAACUCGGACUCAUCCAGCUCUCUGGAGAGAGAGACAUGAUAAGAAAGUCCAUCAAACCAAAUGACCAUCAGACAGCAGUGGCCAAGACCCAGCACCAGAAGAAGAACGAUGUUAGCAUGCUGUCCGAGGCUGAGGAGGGGAUGAAGGUGAAGCUGCUGGAGCUGCAGGGCCCAGUGAUGCAGCUUAUGAUCGAGCACGAGGUCCAGAACCCUGCAAAUGAUUCCACUCCAGGGGCCCCAGCCCCCCAGGAGCUUGGUGCUGCUGACAAGGAUGAAUUUUAUGAGAUGAGCCCGGACGACGACAGCGACAGCCUGGAGCCUGCAGUAGGGAGGGUACACCACACCCCACUGCACCGCAGAUUGCUCACGGCUGUGUGAGCUGCGGGACGGCCAGCAACAUCGACCCUUGGGCAGCAGUCCCUCUAUGCCAUGUUUUUACCCCACUGCUGCGAAGGAGGAGGUAAACAUCACCAUCAGCUAAGAGCUGGCCAAGAAAUUUACGGAAGUAAAGGAAAAAAGUUAUAUGGUUAAUCUUCUACAUGUUACUUUAUUUGAAUGUUAGAGCCACUCAUGAUGAUUUGUGUUUCUAAUUUAUAGUUUAUUUGUAAAAAGUUAAAGGACAGUGGGUCUUCGUGUGGCUUUCACUGAUGUUCACUCUGGCAUCCUUCAGCGUUUUUCAUUUUUAAUUUGAUAAUUGUAGGUCAUUAGCAUGCCUAUUGAGUUUGCCCUUAUGUGGUGGGAGUUCAAACACACAAAGACCCACUAUCGGCAGAAAACCAUUCUCACUAGUUUGGAAUAGGCUGCCAUGGUUUUUAAUGUUAUUGCAGCAUGUAUAUUCAUUAUGGAAUUCAGAUACAAUUUGCUUAUGUUCUGCUAUGGUAGUUGAUGGACUUCUGAUCACAGUGAGCUCUUAAUUAGCUCAAUAUGUGCUUUGCCCUCACGUGCACACUGUUUAUUAUUUGUAAGGUGCCAAUAUGAGUACUGACAUUUAGAGUUGUUGAAAAGCCGAGAACUGGAAACAGCCUUUCUUCUAUGUUCUCUGUAUUGCAAAUGGGAGUAAUAACAUUUUCGGGAGCUUUUAAAAUCUCACAGAAGAGGAAAGUGGCCUGCUCUGGCAGGUAUGUGCAGAAUAGAGUAUUUCAUUCAUUCCCAUGCCAAGAACGAGCGCUGUGCUGUGGCAGUUCUUUUAGGGUUUUUCCGUGCCCUGGGCUCAUGAAGAUACUGCAUCAUGAACUGCAGCAGCUGUACUUUUUUGAUGACCUAAAAAGGGAUGAUUUCUGAGGAAUAAAAGGCUCCCAUCUUUGACAGUGGAUAUGGAAAACCUUUCCUAGCUUAGAGCAUUUAUAUCUAUAAUAUGUUGUAAAGUCAGUGUUCAUGUUGCCUGUUUUAAGCACAUGACUCCAAGUCUCAGUACACAAAAGGGCACUAGUUAGCAUUCUUCUUAACGUAUUCGUAAAGAUCAUAAGAAAUCCUUUAAGAUAAAGUGUAAUAUAUAUAUAUAUAUAUAUGAAUGGAACUUUGUAUCAUAGAGUGGGUAGGCACUAAGUAUUGAUGACUGAACAGUUAAUGUUUUAGGACACUUGGUAUAGUGCCUUGCACACAGAAAGAGACCACGGAUGAGAUUAUCCUUUUGUAUCAUUUCACAAUUUUACAAAUUGCUAUUUAUUACAGUUCACAUGGGAAGUUGCUGAUAAAAUGUCCAUUUUUAUAAAACAUCUCCAAAAAAAAAAGAGAAAUUUUUUAAGAGUUUAAGUGUCCAGAAAAAAACAGAAAAUUAAAAAAAAAAUUUUUUUUAAAGUUUAAAUGUCCCUAGAACAGGCAUACAGGUUCUAGUCAAGAAUGAACUAGAGUGCAGGAAAGCCGUGUGACACCUGGCAUCCCUCUGUGUUCAUGGAGCUUCUUUGAGGCUACAAGACUGAUUUGACCAUCCAGACUUCUCUGGCUAAUACCUAUUCUUCAACCACCUUGGUUACUCUGACAUAGGAAUUGCCUUCUUUUUCUUGAAUAGAAAGAACUUUAAACAAUAAUCACAAACAAAAAAUAAU
Molecule: messenger RNA, 3884 nt
Organism: Cebus imitator (Panamanian white-faced capuchin)
Lineage: Eukaryota; Metazoa; Chordata; Mammalia; Primates; Cebidae
Product: golgin subfamily A member 2-like
Exons: 14
Coding region: 790-2217 (475 amino acids)
Biological process (GO): Golgi organization; spindle assembly
Cellular component (GO): Golgi apparatus; cis-Golgi network; Golgi cis cisterna
Source: RefSeq, a predicted model, not a curated record